UACAACAUAUGAAGUCUUUGAUAGCUUCUCGCAGGAUGCGAUAAAUAGUAACACAACCUGACCUUCAACUUUUCCAUAUAUACCGUUAAAGAAGAAUCCAGGUGUUAUCUGACUAUAAUCAUUUGUACUGUAACCAUGAAUCGGGGCGAAGUGAGGAAGAAAGCUUCUAUGAAACCUGGUGUUGGAGCUGCGUCCAUCAACAUGAAUGCCAGCCGUAAAAGCAGUCACAGCUUUGGUAGCAGAAGUAUUAGAACGAUCGGCGGAGGUUCAAGGAAUAAUCUGUUUAAUUCGUCAAGUCGUAAGAGCGUAGCAAUUGAUUCAAGCAGAGGUGAUAAGCCUCAAUCGAAACCUCCAGUGCAGGUGUUUGAUGACCAGGGACAAGAUGUCACUCCAAAAAGUCUACUUCAAGUUGAUCCUACUAUUAAGAGAAAUCAGAGCAACACAUUUUUCACCGGUGGAGAAUCCAUUGCGACGCCUUCUGUAGCUAGUGAAAUGACUGGUCAGUCGUUCUAUGCAGCCAGCAGUGCCAGUAUGUAUGGUGGCUUCUCUCGAUCAGUCUUUGGUUCAGUGUCUGGCCGAUCAUCUCCUGAAUCAGUCAGCGAGGAUCUGGCCGAACCAAGUUCUGGCUUCCGCGACAAAUUUACAACAUCUCUCGGAGACAUCCAGACACGCCCAACUUUUACUCGAGAGGAACUCACAGAGAAAGAUCUUGAUAAAAUGGUUCACAUCACACUCACUGAAACCGAAACAAUCUGGAUACUGGAUUUUCCAGGUACUUGUGUUGGAGAGGAUAAUGAAAUUGCAGAGAGUGUGAAGGAAAAAAACCAAAGAUAUGAUGAGCUUUUAAAGAACCGUGUUGGUAAUGACAGCUAUGUGGAGAGAGGAAUGCAAACUUUCAACAAUGGCCAGAAGAGUAAAGAAAUUCAGUCUAGUAAAGUUGAGCUUCAUGAAGUUGGCUGUGUGGCUUCAACUUGGGAUAUGUACGAUACGUAUAAUUAUGAGGAAAAUAAACAGGAAGGCGGUGAUAAAGAUGAAGGAGAUGCAGAUCAUUUUGAAAGUCUUAGUCGACCGGUCAGUGGGGAGCGAACAAGCAGCCAUGAUGAUAAUGAAAGUGUGGGUUCCGUGAGGCCGGCUAGUGAAGCAUCUGGCAGUAUAACGGGUAGUCGAGCGAGUAUGUUCACGUUUAAGAGCAGUUCUAUUGAAGAAGAAGGACCUGAGAGGGCUGAUGAUGGAGCAACGGAGAAAGAAAUGGAAGACAUGGCUGCCAUCAUGGCGGAGAGAAUACUUCAGUCUGAAAGUAUGCAAAAAGAUCUCUUUAUAAUGGAGCGAGCUAUAGCUCUGAACAUUUAUCAGCCCAGACAAGCGAGGUAUAGAGGACUGGAGAUUGUCCCAGACGUUGAUGUGGAAAAAUCGGAUGGCGAAGAAGCCAGUUCUGCUGCGGCCACGCUGGCACAAUUGGGACCGAACCUACAUAAAUUAUGGAGCUAUUCAUGUAAUCUGACCAAAGGACGUAAUGUUAGCUGCCUGGCCUGGAACAAACUUAAUCCAGAUAUCCUUGCCGUGGGAUAUGGGGAGUUCGUGUUUUCUGAGCAGAAAGGUGGCCUAGCUUGUUGCUGGUCAAUUAAAAACCCUGAGUAUCCUGAACGUAUCUUUCAUCUGGACUGCGGAGUCACUGCUGUUGAUUUUUCGGCUGCUCAUCCUAAUCUAUUAGCAGUUGGCAUGUAUGAUGGUACGAUUGCUAUCUACAAUGUGAGAAGUCGGAGUGAUACACCGGCUCUUGACAGCUUUGAGAGUCAAGGUAAACACUCGUCGCCAGUGUGGCAGGUUCGCUGGGUGGAUAGAGAUCAGGGGACUGGUGAGGAGAGGGACGAAAUUCUGAUCUCCAUCUCAGCAGAUGGCCGGGUUACCAAGUGGUCCAUUAGAAAAGGAUUUGAGUGCACAGAUUUAAUGAAAUUAAAACGAAUAAAUGUCACUAAAGAGUCGAAAGAAGGAGGAGGAAAAAAGAGCGAUGCUUUGAUAUCGAGAUUUUCAGCCGGGUUUUGCUUUGAUGUUCAUCCAAACGACUCCAACAUGUAUCUUGCUGGUACAGAGGAAGGCCACAUUCACAAAUGUUCUUGUUCUUAUAAUGAGCAAUAUCUGGAAAAUCUGUAAACGACAUCUGUUGGUCACCUUCAUCAGCUACUCUCUUCGCGUGCGUGAAUGACAAGGCCGUGGAGAUCUGGGAUUUAAGCCUUAACACGUUGGACCCGAUCAUAUCACAUGUACCUGUCCAAGAACUAAAGUUGUCUGCAGUUCGAUUUGCUGUCAAUUCGGAGAUCCAGACCAUUUUAGUGGGCGACUCGGAAGGCCAGGUUACCGUGUAUCAAUUGAGAGGUCUUGCUGCACGAGAGGACAACCAGGCGCGGAUUUUAAACAAGUUGAUCAGGCCUGUCGAUAAUUCCGCGGCAUCUCCGGAGAAAAGGAAAGCAGAUUCGGAUUAAAAAAAUACUCUGUAAAAUGAGAGUCGCUUUCAUGAGUUAUUCUUCAACUCACGUGGCUCGUAACUGUUCGUAAAAUCCAUACGUUAGAUGGGGUGAACACCCGAAACUAUUUCAUCAGAACUGUUCUAGAUUCUCUGGGUAAAACAUCAAGGGAAAGUUACGAAGAGAUUUUUCGGCCUUCAUUUGUUUUGUCGAGCAUUAUGGAAAAAAAAAAUGUUUGCGGAAAUGAUCAUUGUCGCGAAUGCCGACUUUAAAAUUUCAAAACAGUUCGAGGGAUGGCCGAUAUGCAAUUACGUUGAACUUUUUAACAUAUCUUACACAGUUGUUUGAAACCCAAGUCUACAGAUUUUAAUAGCGAAGAAGCUAUGUUAGCGUUAUAAAAAAAUAAAUAAAUAAAUAAAAAAAAAGACAAUUCUCAAGAGCAAAAAUAUGUUUGUUCUUGAAUAAAGGUCAAUAUGUUAUUUAUUUUAUUAAAAAUAUAUAUCUUACAAAAAAGCGUUCUUAAUAAAAAGAGACGAAUUGUCCUAAAUAAAGCAAGGCGUUUUCUGAAAGAUGGUAACUACUGCGUUGUUGCUUCGUAUUAUCCUUUCAAAGACGAUCGGGUAUGUUCCAGCUUCUCGCUCUAAAACCUGACUGGCGGA
Messenger RNA from Stylophora pistillata, 3121 nucleotides. Its product is annotated as dynein axonemal intermediate chain 4. NCBI's taxonomy places the organism in Eukaryota, Metazoa, Cnidaria, Anthozoa, Scleractinia, Pocilloporidae. Gene Ontology annotation, biological process: cilium movement. Gene Ontology annotation, molecular function: dynein light chain binding; dynein heavy chain binding. Gene Ontology annotation, cellular component: axonemal dynein complex. The record is from RefSeq and is a predicted model, not a curated record.